This is a messenger RNA of Podarcis muralis (Common wall lizard), 2975 nucleotides long. Lineage: Eukaryota; Metazoa; Chordata; Lepidosauria; Squamata; Lacertidae. The record is from RefSeq and is a predicted model, not a curated record.
GCCGCGUUCACGGAGGGGGCGGGGCCUACAGUUCGUGUCGCCUCAGGCUGGCCGAGGGAGGCGGGCGAGGGGCUGAGGUGAUUUUUCCUCCCCCGGUUUGCCUGAGGAGAAACGCUGCGCUGUCCGCGGCCUCUUUGGCAACGGGCGGCAGCCUCUGUUUCUGGGCUCCCUCGGGGGCGGCGGUCCGAGCCUGACAGACGGUGUGAGGUGGGCGCGGGCGGAGGGAGGCGAGGCCAGCGGGGAAGGACCGACCCCCCCCCGGUCAGGACAAGUUUGGGUCUCCUCAGGAGUAAGGCCCGCUGGGCCCGGCGGGGCUGGCUUCCAGCCCGGCAGGAUGGCCCCUCAGGAAUUUGUCACACAGAGAGAGGUAAAUGGGUUUGCAUGACAUUUUCCAUGAACUAAGGCAGUUCCAUGUCUUGUUUGGACUGUUCCUGUAUUCUACGGACACGAAUUGAAUCCAUUGGAGCAGAAAAGCAAUCAGAAGGCAGCAGCACUCAAGACUUGACAGAUGAACCUGCUUUAUAUUGGGGACAAUCGGCUCAAAGAGGAGAUGAAGAAAUAUCAUGGUCCUCGGAUGUAUCCCAUUAUGAUAUCCAGGUGGAAAUAGGAAGGGGAUGCAGCAACUUAACUUCAAUCUACCUCGCGCGUCACAUCCCUACAGGAACACUGGUGGCUGUAAGGAUUACAGAUCUGGAAAGAUGUUCUGAAGAACACUUGAAAGCUUUACAAAAUGAGGUGGUUUUAUCCCAUUCCUUUCGACACCCCAAUAUCAUGACUCUUUGGGCAGUGUUCACUGCUGGAAGCUGGCUUUGGGUUAUUUCUCCUUUCAUGGCCUACUGUUCAGCCAGCCAUCUACUGAGGACUUACUUUCCUGAAGGCAUGAGUGAAGUGUUGAUAGGAAAUAUCCUGUUUGGAGCUAUCAGCGGGUUAAACUACAUGCACCAACAUGGCUACAUUCACAGAAGUAUUAAAGCUAGCCAUAUACUGAUUUCAGGGGAUGGCCUGGUGUAUCUUUCUGGAUUAAACCAUCUUUGCAGCCUAGUGAGCAGUGGGAAACGGUUAAAAGCUGUGUAUGACUUCCCCCAGUUCAGUGCAUCAAUGCUUCCCUGGCUGAGUCCUGAACUACUGAGGCAGGAUAUGUAUGGCUAUAAUGUGAAGUCUGACAUCUAUAGUGUGGGCAUUACAGCAUGUGAACUAGCUAAUGGGCAUGUACCUUUUCAGGAUAUACCUCGGACGCAGAUGCUGCUGCAGAAGCUGAAAGGUCCCUCUUACUGUCCUUGGGCUAUAAAUACUUUUCCGCGUGGUGAAUCCAGGAUAAAAAAUUCUCGAUCAGGGAUUGACUCUGGAAUUGGUGAAAGUAUGACACACACAAUGACAAGUGAGAGAUUGCAGACUCCACCAAAAACUUUCUCCCCAGCUUUCCAUAACUUGAUAGAACUCUGUUUGCAACAGGACCCAGAGAAAAGGCCAUCAGCAAGAGGUCUCCUGUCACAUGCUUUUUUCAAGCAGGUAAAAGAACAAACGAAGGGUUCUUUACUUUCACUGCUGCCUCCUGCCGUCCAGCAUGUCCAGCCACAGGUGCCAACAGCGUGUUCAGCAGCCAUCUGUAAGACUGGAUGCAUUUUGCCAAAGGAGAGAGAGGUGUACUGGGAAUUCUAAAGAUACUAAACCAUACCUCUGAUAUCUCUCUCUAGGAAAAAAAUAAUGUGAUUUUUGUCGCUGCUUUUUCCUUUUCAUGUUCAAAAUACAAAUAUUAGUUAUAUACUUGAAAAUGUUAACAUUUUUGUGCCAAUACUUUAUAUGAGGAAAAUUCUUCCAAAGUGGUACUACAGAAUGCAGUAACCCUCACUUCUUGAAUUACCAUAAAUGCCUACACUUUCUCAAGCAUCUCCCUUCCAUUCUUACAACUGAAUUGCAAUGGUGCAUACUUUAGCCUGGUAUGGCAUCUCUGAUAUAUCUAUGCCUUUACUGCCUCAGAAGUGUUAAUCUAAAAUACUGUUUCCCUUCUCUCAGCUUGUGUGUGUGUGUGUGUGUGUGUGUGUGUACUGUUCAUCACAUAUAUAAACUUCUUUAAAGUAAUGCCUAUUCCUACUUUAAAAAAAUGGUGUGCAAACCAUUGUGAGCUUUGCAUGCCACCUACCCUCCAAGAGUUGUUGGGGUAGCCAUUACUGAGGCCUGCAAGGUAUCUUUUUAACAAAACCUAAUCAAGGGAGAAUAAUCUGCAUAACAGCAGUAAAACAGAAGUUUGAAACUACUUGAUUAUAUUAUAUUAUUUAUAAAGAGAUUGCUUAAUAGACCCGCAGCUCUAAUUGCAAUGGCACUGCCUUGGGCUCACAUCUCACUAGCCUUUAAAAAGGCGACAUCUCAAGUUGAAUACUGUUGCACCAGCGAGGAAAAGGAAUCUAUGCGGCAUACAGAAGACCCACUGAAUGGAAGCAUGGCUUUAAUACUAUGGCAAUACAUGACUGUUGGAGGUAUACUGCUGCAAACACUAUUCUAGGAAGCAAAAGAUGCUUAAAUGAGAUGGGACUUAUGCCUUGCAUUUUGUCCUCUUUGUUGUGCCUUUCAUUGAGACAGGAAAGAAUUCCCAAUUACAAACAAGAAGCAGCAAUAUAAAGGCCAGACUGACAAGAAAGAGACCACUUUCUAUUCUUGUUGCUCUAGUACUGUGAAUGACUGACUGAACAUGACCUUAACCAAAAUUCUUGCUUUCUGUACAGCAUAUAAUUUUGGGGACAGGGUUUUUAAUACUGAGAUAUUUACAACUAUAUUUUAUUAAUGCACAUUUUAUUUGAUCAUGUAAAAUAGACGUUAGCUUAAUUUUUAAAAAAGUGUAACCUCACAAAGUUAUAUCAGAAUUGUUCUUUUAAAUAGGAAACUACUGAAGUAAUUUUUAUGUGUUUGCGAUCUCUUGCCAUCUCAACUCUGACAAAUGUAACUGGAAUAAAAUGUACUUAUUUCAAGAAAGCUCUUCA